Messenger RNA from Closterium sp. NIES-67, 2617 nucleotides. Lineage: Eukaryota; Viridiplantae; Streptophyta; Zygnematophyceae; Desmidiales; Closteriaceae. The record is from the annotation of a GenBank genome assembly.
UUUGAAGCGACAAUGACGCGUAGUAGCUUGCCCUGCCUUCGUGCUGGGCUUCAGAGCACUGAACGCCGUGUUGGAGAUUCACACCUGUUAUUUUCUAAGCUUUCCGCCCCUGAACUCUCUCCUUUGACUGCUACAGCUAGCCAUGGCGUCCUCCUCUACCAUCAACUGCCUGCCCGACGACGUCCUCGUGAAGAUCUUCCGGCAUUCGAAUAGACCCGUAGUCCCACCCGCCGGAUGCUACGCGUUGAGGGCGAUUUCGCAGUGGCCUCUCACGGACCCCGCUGCAGUCGCCGCCUCCAUCGUCCCUGAAGCGGAGUUCUGGCGCGGCUCUUCUCCCGAUCUCCCCAUACCCGCACCUCCCGCCUCCGCCGACGCUGCUCUCGUGCUGGCGAUUGCUGCCGUGUGCCGCCGCUGGCGUCGCAUCGCACACCGGUCUGCGCGAUCGCUGCACGUGCGGCAGGAUCGCAUGGUGGCUCGCGAGGAUCUCGCGCGCAUCGUCGCGCAUUUCACGGCGCUGACGCACGUGCAUCUGAGCGACGGCAGCGUGGACGGCGUCGACGACGACUUGCUCGCGGCUCUCGCGUCCUCGUGCCCGGACCUGACCAUGCUGCUCGUGGGCGCAGGGAUCAACACACCCGACCCCGAGGAGGACGAUUCGGAGGACGAGGAAGGCAAGGAGCGGCCGGUCACGACGGCUGGCUUGGACGCUCUCUUCCGCGCCUGCCCAGGGCUGGAGCACCUGUCCCUGCACUGCGCUUUCCGAGGCUCCAAGCUCCCGCCGUCCUUCUUCCGUCUCACUCGCCUGCGCACGCUGUGCCUGAGAGACCUCACCGCGAUUGAAGAUCCGGGCUUCACCGAUCUCGCUCUCCUCGCGCAUCUCUCCGUGGAAGCCCGUACGGUGACGCUGAGUCAGCUCUCUCGUCUCUCCGCUCUCCCCAAUCUGACCAGUCUGUUCGUCCCCAAGUGGAGCUGGCUUGUAAGGUGCAACGCUGCUUUAACGUUCCCAGACCUACCCGCUCUGCGAUCGCUGGGAUUCGCAGAGCCGGUGGAAGACGCGGAGCUCGCAAUCCGCGCAGAGUGGACGUGCGCGCGUCUCCAGCGCCUGCUGCUGAAUGUUACAAAUGCGAGCCUGCCGGAUCUGUCCAGCGCGCUCUUCCCGUGCCUUCGCGAGCUCUGGUUGUCGGAGAUCCGGUUGGAUGCGCUGUCCUUCACGACGCUCGGCGCCUUGGAGGCGCUCAACAUCUUCGCCUGCCCCGGAUUGCUCACCCUGCCGGAGGACAUCGGGCGCUUGACAAGGCUUAAGUCGCUCGAGCUGCACGUGGUCAAGUGCGCCCGCCUCGCGCACCUCCCUCGCACCAUCUCCGGCCUGACGGCGCUCAAGAUGCUCACCGUGGAAGAGGGGGGUUUGGCAUCGCUGGAGGAGGGGCUCAGUGAGCUCACAGGCCUGCGGUCGCUGGUUCCGAGGAAGUGCCACGCUCUGCAGCACCUCCCGCCGUUGCUCAGCAUGCUUUCGUCGCUGACUGAUCUCGAAAUCAGCAGCCGCAGGGUGGUCAGCCUCCCCGAGGGGAUAGGGCAGCUCAGCAAGCUUUGCCGCCUGUGGCUGGGCGGAUGCGCGCGCCUUGAGAAGGCUCCCGAAUCCCUGCCUGCAUCUCUGCAGGCGCUGGGCUUGGGGAGCGACAGCAGCAGCGUUGAGCUCCCGGACAUGGCGAUGGCUCCCAACCUCAGGCGCCUCUGCCUCAACCGGGUGGCUGUCAGGCAGAGGCUGGCCACCAGCCGCACCCUGUCCGAGCUGGAGCAGCUGGAGGUGCGCCUGGGCCCUGCCAGAGAGGUGCUUCCGGUCAACCUGCGCUUCCUCUCUCACCUCCGUGCCUUGCACGUCUCCCGUGCCUGCAGCCUGCAAGAGCUUCCUAAUGGGAUUGGGUCAGCGGUGCCCCAGCUGCGGCAGCUGCAUGUGGGCGGGGCGGAGUGCCUGGAGGAGAUUCCUGACAGCGUCACGCACCUCACGCACCUCUCCUCCCUCCGCCUUGAGGCUCCCAAGCUUACCUGCCUGCCCAACGGCCUUGGCGUGCUGACGCGCCUACGGGAUCUCUCCCUGCAUGGCUGCUCCUCGUUAAGCCAUCUCCCGCCCUCCAUCACCAACCUCUCGUACCUUGGCAAGCUGGAUGUGAGCGGGAGCCCCCUGGUCGCGCUCUUCCCCAGCUUCCGCCACUGCACGAGGCUGAGGGAGCUGCACCUCGUGGGGUGUGUCAAUAUGAGGGGUCUGCCGGAGGACGUGUGGAGGCUCACGGCGCUGAGGCUGCUGGAUCUGCGCGGCUGGAAUGUCUUCUACGAGGUGUUCCUCCACAUGCGUGACGCGCUCAGGGGGAAACUGGCCGGGUGCAGUUUGCGGCACGAGCAUGGGCCAGCCAUGGGGGCGGAAGACCAGGGUGUCGCUAGCUACCGGGAGGAGCGCUGCUCCCGCCUCUGAUGCCUCCGCUGGUGCCUCAACGGCACCUCAGCAGGUCUAGCGUGGAGGAGCUGCAGCGGAGUGUGCAGUCCAAAGCCAAGGAAGCGGCCGUCACAGAGAUGUGGCAGAAGUUGGCAGCGUCACAAGCCGACUGGGGCCAGCAGGUCCGUA